Molecule: messenger RNA, 9165 nt
Organism: Prionailurus viverrinus (fishing cat)
Lineage: Eukaryota; Metazoa; Chordata; Mammalia; Carnivora; Felidae
Gene: POPDC2
Product: popeye domain containing 2
Exons: 4
Coding region: 7085-8173 (362 amino acids)
Cellular component (GO): sarcolemma
Molecular function (GO): cAMP binding
Source: RefSeq, a predicted model, not a curated record
CCGAUUCUGUGUCUCCCUCUCUCUCUGCCCCUCCCUCAUUCAUGCUCUUUCUCUCUCUGUCCCCAAAAUAAAUAAACAUUAAAAAAAAAAAAAAUUAAAAAAAAAAAAGUGUAGUAAUAAUGUGCAAGAUUGUGAGCACUAAUUAAAAUGGUGUAUAUAAAGCAUUUGGCACAGUAGCAUUUAGUGUUAUUAACAUUCUCUAAUUUUUUGAUUCUCUACUCAUGUUUUCACCUGAAUAUUUGAAUAUAAUACUUUUAGUAAGUACUUCAUAGCUUGCAGAGCAUUCUGCUAGGUGAAAAAUAGAAUCUUGGACUCCUAAGAUAAAAAUCAGCUUCCAUCCAACACCAGUCCUUGGCAGAUGGUCAUCCAGAUUCUGCUUGAAUAUGUCCUGAACUACAAAAAGGGAGAAAAUACAGACUUACCAUCCAGUGUUAAUUUUUGCUGUAUGCUCUUCCAGGCUUUUCCUAGGCAUUUACACAUUUUUUAAAAUACAAAAUUAGGUCAUUUUUCUAUGCUAUUUACUUUUAAUAAAAUCAUAAUAUUAGUUUCUUUUUCUCCUUGAUAAUUUUACCAGCCUGUAAUAUAGUCCUAAAAUAUGAUUUGUAUUGGCUAUGUACGAAUCCAUUCUGAGUUUAGAAUAAUUUAACCAAUUCCUAUUGUUUGUGCAUUCAUUUAUUAAACAAAUGUUUUGUAGAAUGCUUGCUAAAUGUCCAAUAGCAUUCACGAAAUUGAGCAUCAGUGUUGAACAGGACCUAAACCUGAUGCCUAAAUUAUUUGUUUUGUUUGUUUUUUCUUUUGUAUUUUGUUUCAUUGGUUGGUUUUAUGGAAACAUGUAAGGAAGAAAAGAAGAAAUCACCUGAAAUCCCACUAGUCUACAAUAGGACUGUUUUUUAGUGACCUUGCCUUUCAUCUCUUUCUGCAUGUAUAUACUUUUUUUUUUUUUUUUUUUUUUGGCUGCUCCAUAAUAUCAUGCAUUGGAAGUUUCCAUAGGGAAUCCUUUACAAAUCCUUAAGCAAUCACUUAGCUAAGGAUAGACCAGAGGCUACACGUGUUUUCGUUUUGGAUGAGUACUGCCUGCCCGAUCUCUAGAAAGGUUAUACCCAUUUGCACCUUUGUAUCUGAGGGUGCCCAUUUCCCUAAGUUCUUAGCAAGGCUAAUUUUUCCAGCUUUUGCCAGUUUGAUAUGCUCACACGAUAUGUAAAGGAACUAAAGCACUUCUUGACAUCUACCACAGUUAGAAAUCCAUCUCACAAGACCUUCUGCCCAUCCUUCCCUAAUGCUUAAGCCUUCCCAAAGAUUAUGCACAGCAUUUUGGUACUAAUAAAAGAGAUGUUACCACAGUAAUUUGAAAAAUGAAGCACUUCACUUCCUAGUAGGUGACCACAACAUUCUGACAUACAUCUUUGCUAAGCCCCUGCUAUUCACAGUAAUUCCCAAACUCUUAAUACAGACACAGUCACACCAUUCUUUCUAAUCAUUUCUUUUUUUCUAACCUUAACAUUUGACUGGAAGGUUGAUGAGAAUGGGACUAUGACCCUAAGCAGGGCUUACCUUAGGAUAACUAUACCUUUCAUUGGUGUGAUGUAAGGCUGUUGGAAAAACCAUAAUCCCAAUUUUACAAGUGAGUGAGAUACUCCGUUUAAGGAAAUUGCUGUGGUCAAACAGCUGGCGACCUGGGAUGUGAGUCUUGGUGAGUAGAGGUCAAGCCCAAUGUUCUCUCCUGUACCAACUAAUAUAAACCUAUUCAUAGUUAUAAAUUCAUUUAUUCAUUCAGUACAUAUUUAGUGAAAUUGUAUUAUAUAUAGGGAACUGCCCUAGAUAUUGAAUACUCAUGUGUGAAUCAGACAUAUAUUUUGUCCUCAAGGAGAUGAGAGGCUAUUUGACUCGACAUUUAUUGAGGACAUAAUAAUAUGCUAACUAUGUGCUAAAUAAUGAACAAAGGUUAGUAAGACAUGGUCCCCACUGUCAAAGAGUUAUAAUCUAGUAGAUACAUGUAUAUAAACUACAAAUAUAUAAAGUUAAAUAGUACUAUGAUGACUAUUCCAAGAAGCUUUCCUAAAAAGAGUGCAUGUGUGACUACCCAGGGUUUCUUUAGGUAUCAAAAACUAGCUAGCUGGUAGUUCCAUCUGUGUGCAUCAUGGUGAUUUUGAAAUCAAGUAAUAGAAAAUCCUCAUCAAGGGAAACUCAUAUGACUAGAAGUCCAGAGUUAGGGCAAGCUCUAGAUGAAACAAUAUCAUAGGUUCAAUGAUACCAUCCAAGACUCAAGUAUUUUCAUCUCAGAGCUUCCAGGACUGACAAAAUCAUGUGCUUUCUUAUUCAAGUCCAGCAGAAGAAAGAAGCCAUUCCCAAGGCAUGAUUUUUUUUUUUUUAAGUCCGAGCCAAGUUAGGUUAUGUGCAUUUUUAUAGACUAAUAAUAGUUGCCAACAGAAUGCCUUAUGCUGAUCGACUUAAACAGGAUCCCUGCCCCACUCCCGCCCAUGGAUUCAUGUAUAAUAAUUAGAUAUCAGCACAAAACUGGAAUUCUGUAACAAGGAGGAAGUGGUAAGUGGAUUUUGAGUAGGCAACCAAUUUUCCACUAAACCAUCUUGUUCACUUAACCGAGUCAUUCUGAAUGGUCAAAUUGAGUUUGAAGGAGCAUUUCCUCUCAUAGUUUACUCAAAUUUUUGACAGAAAAGUAUUAGUAGAACACAAUAAGUUGUGUAAUGUUCAGUUUUCAUAGAAUAAAAGAAUCAGCAGAUGUUCAGAGAACUUUCCUGAAAAGUAGUCCUUAUGGAGAUCUUAAGGGAGAUCUGAAUCUAAAAGCAUUCAACUGCAGGUACCAAAACACCUAACUAAGCGCUUAAGCAGUAAGUGCAGUUUACUUCCUGUCAUGAAGUCUGGAGGUUGAAAGUUCCAGAUUUGAGAUAGUGGCUCAGUCAUACUUUUGAGAACUGGUUUAUUCUAUCUUUCAGCUCUUUGUCCUCAUCCUUAAGUAUAUCAUAUCUCAUGGCUAUCAUAUCUCAUGGUAGCUCCAAGCAUUACAUCACUGCACAAGUAUAUUCAAGCCAGGAUAAAAGGUAGCAGGACUUCUUACUGUCUGUCAGGAAGUAUACUUUUCCCCCAGAAGCUCCUACAUGCUCUUCCUUUUAUAUCCCAUUUGUCACAUGCCUACACGUAAACCAGUUGCCAUCAAGGGGAAUGGGAUAUCGUCCUUGGCUUUGACCAGUCUUAUUUCAAGCCCUGGCAAGUGGGAGAGAAGCCCACCUUUCUUUAACAUAUUGCCCAAGCAAGAGCACAGUUCCAUAAACUAAGGAAAAAUGGGGAAUGGCUAUCGGAUAGACAAUCGGUGGUGUCUGCCCAAGGUCGCGUUGGCAGUGUGUGUCUAAAGCCUACACCAUGCCUGUGUUCUGUUUUAAUAUAUAUUAGGAAAAUGUUAAUUUCAAGCUCAGUGUUUUUCAAACUGUAUGUGGUUUAAUAUUUUCCAAUUAACAACCACUACUAAGGAGAUGGAGGUGGGUGGCAAUACACUUAAAAAACCCAUACAUUAUGCAAGCCCAAAGUUUUUAUUGAAUUUAAUGGCCAUUUUCUCUGUCAAAUUGCUAUAAAAAUGUCUAAAUUCUCUCUGUUUCUGCCCUUAUGUCAUCAUGGGACAGUAACCGUUCACACACCAGCCAUGGUUCACUGCCACACUGGGAGGGACAGUUUAGCCAGCUGACUUCAUAAUCUGGCCCCAGCCUGCCUCUCCCACCUCGUGUUCUGCUGUUCCUUUUGAUUCACCUAAAGCAGGCUAUACUCUGUUACCAGAAUAUGCCAUGUAUUUUUGUUUUACUUCUGGACUUGACUUCACAUUCUGUUCUCCCUUCCCGGAAUGCCCUCCCCUAGUUGGGGAACACCUAGUCAUCUUUUUAGACCAGCUUAAAUGUCACCUUCCCUGUGAUGUUUUUUCUGAAUCCUUUCUCCCCAAUCCUUUGGGUUUCCUUUGAACCCCAAAUACACUUAUUUUAUUGGAUUGCAGUUAUUUCUGGGUCACUCUUCCUCAUCAUACCAAAAGUUCCCUGAAGGUGACAAUUGUCUUGCUCAUCUUUAUAUCCCCUGUGCUUGGUGUACAUACUUUGCCCUAAAUAAAUGCUUAUGGGAUUGAAUCAAUACCAUAAAUGAUGUGACUUCUGUUUGUUUCCUUUUAUUCUCCCCCAAUAUUUUCUUCUGUGCUUCUACCCGCAUAUUUAUGGAUUUCCUUAUAAGAACAUACCAUUUUGACACAAAAUGUUUUCCCUCUUCAGUCAUAUGGAUUUAAAAACAAACAAGACACAACUUUGCAUUGUCGUAUUCCCAUCAUAGGUUCCGUCCUUCAGCCAACAAUAUCACUAUCGUGACAGCCUCUGGGGCUUAUGUACCAGUGAGGCCACACCACCAGCAGUAUGCUCAAAUCCCCCAUAGCAUAUAAAUUCCCAAACGUACUUGGCAAGGUGGGACAACACAGAGAACAUACAACUCAAAUGACCUGCCCUGUAGUUCACAUGCUAGCUCUUUGACCUUCCUUAACCUCUCGGAGUUUGUUUCUUCCAUUUAAAAAAGAAAGGUGUCAUGGCAUGACAUGAGGAAACAAUGACUGCUUGAUAGAUGGUAGCAUCCUCUGCUCAGAUGAGCACGUAUGUGGACUGACAAGGCAGGCUGAGAAUAACAGUCAGUGGGUCCUUCUGUCCCUUUAAAGGGUCAGGGCCAGCCCAUCGGUCAGGCAUGCCGAGAAAGACGACCUGCUUUGAAAUGUUAUCUUGGGCAGGGCCCUGGUUGCUUCUUCUUUCCUGCUUCUGAUUUCCUGGCUCAUAGCUGGCAGGGACGGCAGCCCUGGCAGCUCUGGGUGCGUGACUAAGGUGGAGGGAUGAGCAGCUGCUGCUUGCCGAAGUCAGUGGUUGGUUGGGAGGCAGGCAGGUGACAUAAAAGCAGCGUAUGGAAAUCCCCACACUCUGCUGCUCAAAUGACAUCCAAGUCAUCGCUGAGAGGAGGACUGGGGCAGGGCCUUUCCUUCUCCAGGCACUCUCUAGCUCUUUUCCUUUACCACUGAUUUCCCCCCUCAACUUUAGAAAGAAGGGAGUAAGGUACACAUUUGUUGGUCAAGCGAUUUUAAUUAAAAAAAAAAAAAGAAAGAAAAGAAAAAACGGGCUUCCUUUAACAUGCCAUGCAUUUUCACAACUCCACGGCUCUACCUCUGCUGUUCUAACCUCUAGAGAUGCUCUUCUCCCUCUACCUACCUGGUUAACUCAAUGCCUGUGCCUCAAACCCAGCAUUAGCUCGUAUGUAUUCCUUCCUGUACCCAAUGUUUCCUUCUAGGCAGCCACCUCUCUUUAAACUUAACUCAGUUAUUGUGCCCAACACUGAAUUGCUGUUGUUUUUUCAAGUGUCUUUCUCUUGAUUGAGUGAAAGCUCUUAGGAAUCUGAUUCUCUGAGUGCUUGGCUCAUAGCAGGCGCCCAGUAAAUAUUUGUUGAGCUAAAAAGUUCCACUCCUCAGCAUAUUUGACAAUUUCUAAUUUCUCACUAAUUUUGGUUUGGUUAUCAGCAGUAUAAUAAAAGUCCCUGGGGAUUGAGCACUCAAGUAGUUUUGGAAAGUUACUGGGUACCACACCCCCCAAAGUGUCUCAAGGGCAAUAGAAUGAUAAUAAAUACUAAGUAGCAGCAAGGGAAAAAAUCAAGGAGUCAUUUGGAAGCCAGAGGGACAUGUCUUAAUGUUUGCAUACUCCAGAUUUAUUUUUUGGGGACCCCAAAUAGACCCCAGGUUCAUCCAGAAGUUCCUUGGAUGUCAUCAGACUUCUGGCGGGUGGGGGAGGGUGCAUGUGGGAUUGGGAGUCAUGGAUCUAGUCUAUUUCUACUUGCUGUGCAAACUGCUUGGCGCACAGCGCUGAGUCUGACUUGGGAUCAGAUCCUGGCUGGACCACUUACUGCCUAUGGAACUUGUUACUUAGGUGAGCCUCAGUUUUUUUUAGAUCUAGAAGGAAGAUAAUAUUUAUUUGGAGGGGUUGUAUGAUGACUAAAUAGUAUCUAUGUAAAGUAACUAAUUGAGGUCCAGCACCGGGUAGCCUGUUUAAUGGGUGGUAGUUAUUAUAAUUUGCAAAUAAUGGGUAGGGUGAUGAUCUGAGCACUGUAGUACCAUUGUAUUAACUAUGCCUAAAUCCAGAUAUAUGCAGGAGAAAGUCAGCUUAGAAUUCAAAGAACUGCUUUUUCGUAGCCAUUUUUGUUUAAUGGGUGUCAAAUAAAUGCCUAGAGAUGUUUAUACUGUGACUUAAUAAAGACUUCUGAGGGGUUUUCCAGUUCUCACUGUUAGGAUUUUUUCUUAUAAUAGUCCCCUACUUUCCUACUUGGCUAUGCCCUCCCAGCUCAGGAGAGCCCCUAGCCCUCCCCACCGGAGCUCUGAGCAGUACCCAGCCUGCCUGCCGGUACUGUGGUAAAUUCUCUGCUCACUUUUCCUUUGUUCUCCCCAGCCUGCCUCACUUGCCCAGAGGUCUUGUCCUCUGGGGAGAUAUGUUAAGUGCUCUGCCAGCCUGCCUGUGUGCCUGGCCUGUUUUUUCUCACUGCCAGUACCUCUUGGAUUCCAAUUCCAAACAUGGUAUCCAUCUGGGGUCACCCUUUCUUCCGGUGCCAAGACAGACGCAUUCCAAAUGGAACACAAGUGUGCCUCCCGUGCUGGGCUCUCCUCAUUCUGACUAGGGACAACAGAGAGCAGGAUGUGGCCACUUUAUCCCUCACCGCUAAAGUUUUCGAUCCCAUAGUCCUAUCUUUACCUCGGGACAAUUUAGAUUUUUCUGCUAAGAGCCAAAUGUGAAGUCUGCUCUAAGAAACCUAGAGCCCAGGAAUCUUGCCAGAGCUCUGCAAAGAAGGCCAGAACCUUGCUGAAGGAAAACGAGAGGGAAAAAAGUUUUAAAAUUCUCCAUGAAGUAUACUAUGUUCUGCCAUUUAUUCCCAAGGCUACUGGAAGCAUUCCUCUCAGGAAAGGCAGAGUUGGCGGUGAGAAGCCGGACCUGAGAAGACUCUGGGAAGACAGAUUAGUUCAUUUUUUGAAUUCCCUAUGUGAGGACAGUCUUCAAGCCCAGCAAGGCUUUAAGACGCCCUGAAGAUGAGCGCUAACAGCAGCACAAUGCGCCAGCUUCUCUGGCAGGACCCAGUGUGCAGUGGCUGGAAGCAGGAUCUGGAAGGGGCUGUCUACCAUCUGGCCAACUGCUUCUUGCUCCUGGGCUUCAUGGGGGGCAGUGGGGUGUAUGGAUGCUUCUACCUCUUUGGCUUCCUGGGCACAGGCUAUGUGUGCUGCGUGAUGUGGGGCUGGUUUGAUGCCUGCGGCCUGGACAUCAUCCUCUGGAGCUUCCUGCUGGCAACGGCCUGCCUGUUCCAGCUGGCACACCUGGUCUACCGCCUGCGUAAAAACACCCUCCCCGAGGAGUUCGAUCUCCUCUACAAGACGCUGUGCCUACCCUUGCAGGUGCCUCUGCAGGUGUACAAGGAGAUUGUUCACUGCUGUGAGGAGCAGGUCUUCACUCUGGCCACUGAGCAGACUUACGCUGUGGAGGGUGAGACACCCAUCAACCGCUUGUCCCUGCUACUCUCUGGCCGGGUUCGUGUGAGCCAGGAUGGGCAAUUUCUGCACUACAUCUUUCCUUACCAGUUCAUGGACUCUCCUGAGUGGGAAUCGCUGCAGCCCUCCGAGGAGGGGGUGUUCCAGGUCACUCUGACUGCUGAGACUGCAUGUAGCUACAUCUCCUGGCCCCGGAAAAGUCUCCACCUUCUUUUGUCCAAAGAGCGAUACAUUUCCCGCCUCUUCUCAGCCCUGCUGGGCUAUGACAUCUCUGAGAAGCUCUACGCUCUCAACGAUAAGCUCUUUGCCAAGUUUGGGCUGCGUUUCGACAUCCGUCUCCCCAGCCUGUACCAUGUCCUGGGUCCUGCUGCUCCAGAUAUAGGGCCAGAGUCUGAGAAGGAUGAUGAGGAAGUCCGUGAGUCAGCCAUGCCCACAUCUGCCCAGCAAACACCCCCUCACUCUCCUCUUCCAGCUGCCAGUGGCCCUCCAGCACCUCCCUCCCGGGCCAGGAUGUCCAGGCCGGACAGCGGCGUGCUGGGUGAGGACUCCGCCAGUCUGGUGCUGGAGGAUUUUGAGGAGGUGUCGGGAUCAGAAUCGUUCAUGGAUUAUAGGAGUGAUGGGGAGUACAUGAGGUGAGGGAGAGCUAACACGGGCACAACCACCCGGCUCAGGAUCCUGUCUUCUAGAACUCCUCUCCACAGCUACUCUCAAGUUAUGUCCAGGGGACAGGCCCCCUUGGCUCCAACCCACACUCCUGAACUUUAAGGAUCAACAAGCUAUCUUUUUCUCUGGCCGCACUAAUCUUCACAGGAAGGUCACUUGAGUGCACACCGCGUCUCACCCCCUGGAAGGCUCACAGGCAAGGUCAGAGCAGACACAGAAGACGUCGCCCCGCUGCUAACAUCAAGGGCUCCAGGCGACUUGUGCAAAUUUACCCUCACCAGCCUUCCUUCCAGGAAAAGGCACCCAAAAGUGUGAAAGCACCGAUCCCAUCCUUCACUAACUGCAGAAUCUUGGGCAAGUUACAUAGGCUCUCUGAGCCUCAUCUGUAGAGUGGGGAUUCACAAAACCCAUCUCCCAGGGUUGUGGUGAGCACUGAAUGAGCUGACUUAGGUAGAGCCCCUCAGACAUGUACAUGGCAUGACACCUAGUAAGCACUCCAUAAAUCACUCAGUUUUUUUCCCUUGUUGUUUUUCUGAACUGUUAAAAGGGUCACUGAAGUCAGCUAGCCAAGAAGUUUUCAUGGUUUACUUGUUUGUUUUUCCAGUUAGAUUCAAUUUAUAGAAGUAGAAAUUUUUAAAAACCUAGUUUUCCCUUAAGCUUUUAAGUUCAACUUACAAAUCUCUUGUUCUGUUUAGGACCCUAGUAUUAAACAAUAGUUUUCAGAGGGACUUUAAAAAACUUAGUUAAUUAAAUUUCCUUUCAUAGUUUUAAGUGGGUUUAUAAAUUUAAUAUAUUCUAUUUUACUUUUCCCUAAAUACUUCAACAUAUAUUCUGGUUAUCUAUUGUCCUGUAACAUUCAUACCUAAAACAGUGACUUUUUUUAAUGAAUAUAAUUUAUUGUCAAAUUGGCUUAUGUACAACACCCAGUGCUGAUCCCAAGUGCCCUCAUCAAUGCCCAUCACCCA